UUGAAGAUGUUUUUAUAAAAUCCAUAUUUGUAUAUGUUGAACAAAACAAUUUUUUACAGUGCGGAUAAACCUACGAAUGUCAGUAAAAAUGUGUACAAACUUUUAACAGAACAUAGAAUUAGUACAUUUUCAGUAUUAUAACAACAUUUUAUUCAGAUGACAAUAUGUUUUUUAGAACUUGUGUGUACGAAAGUUUUGUAUAUAAUAUGUUUAUAAGUCUUCAAAGAAAAGAUGUAUGAUAAUGGUAAUCUUAGACAAUUUCACAACCACUUCAGAAUAUUCCUUAGUCAUUAUAUUUUUUUCGAUUAUCUCCCUUUCAUCAGCUGAUUACGAUUUGGUAAAUGGUGAAACAGGAAAAUAUCGUUGGUUUGACACAGCAGCACAGAUCUAUAGAGUAUGUUGUUAUUGUCCUAUUGAAGCAAUGAGUUCUGGAAACAAAAAUGAUGUUUUUCAAAGAUACCAUAAUAAAGAUGGUGAUUUUUGUAAUCCAACAGAAGAUGAAAUGAACAAGACCGGAAAGUACCCUUUCUGUAUAUGUGAACACAAGAUGGGACUGAAACCUGAGUUUGUAGGAUGUGUCCUGCCAAAUAAUAGUCAUUUUAGUCAGGUAGAAUGGACCUGUGACAAUGUAUUCAGAUCCCUCAAUGUUAGUGUCUAUACAAAAUGUAACCCUAGAUGUACCAAAGACAGUAUGGUUCUAGUUAAUCCUGGUGCUCAGUCAUAUAGGUGUGGAGAGAACAAAACAUGGGACAACCAACCAAAAUCUGUUUACUGUCAAGACAAAAUUGAAGAAUGUGUCCUGCCAAAUAAAAGUCAUGUAAGUCAUGUAGAAUGGACCUGUGACAAUGUAUUCACAUCCCUCAAUGUUAGUGUUACUAGUAAUACAACAUGUAAGCCUAGGUGUACUAAAGAUAGUAUGGUUCUAGUUAAUCCUGGAGCUCUGUCAUACAGGUGUGGAGAGAACAAAACAUGGAACAUCCAACCAGAAUUUGUUAACUGUCAAGACAAAACUGAAGAUGUUAUAGAGCAUUGGAUAUAUAUGGUGAUCAUUGUGAUUGUUGCGUCUUCAUUUGUUAUUGCCAUUAUUUUAUUAAUUACUUGCAGGCAGAGGUUACAGCAUUUUUGUUUACAGCUGAAAAACAAAUUCUGCAGUUCAAGUGAAAACAGUUCAUCAAUUAGAAUGGAAAUGCUUCCAAUAUCUAUAGAUUCUAAUGUCAAUGUACAGACUAGUGAUGAUAUGAUAUGUGAAACACACUUAUCUAAUACUAUCAGUGAUUCAUGUUCAAUCAGAAUAAACACAAUUAAUUAUGAAAACCAGGGAGGUGUAAGUGUUACAAAUAUCGAUGGAGAUGAGGAAAGAAAAUCCAUUCCUGAUUCUUUGAUAGAUGAUCAAAUGAAUCAUUGGAUGGCUAGAUUGGAGGAGGAUGUUGUCAAAGAGGCACAGUUGUCACUGACUAGUACACAGUUGCCACUGACGAGUUAUUAUCAUGAUACAAAGCCAACACUGCCAUUACUUGUAAAAGUGAGUGGAAUAAGAGAGAGAUACAGAGGUGGGGAAAUUUAUUACAGUGUCAUUAGAGGUAGUGAGAUUGUUAUAGUAUCUCAAAUAGUAGAAACAGAUUCAGACUUCAUUAUAGAUAGAGAAUAUGAUGAACAUACACUUAAUUAUUAUAAGAUAAGAUCAGCCAGCAAAACAAAUGAAGGUGUAUAUAAAUGGCAAUUGAAAGGAAAUAGUAAACAAGAAAGACAAACAGGCAGCUUUUACAUAACAAUUUGUGAUAAGAUAAGACCAGAGCCAGCAGGUAGCAGCACUGUAUCUUUGCCGUUCAUCAGUUUAGAUAUUGAUUCGAUGGAAACAUUUGAAGAAAAAGUAAUGAAUGAUGGUGGUCCAGGUAGCCCAUCUCUACCAUGUCUUCCUGAGAUUAAUAGUCCGUUUUCCUCGAUUAGAUUUAAUAGAGCUGCAAGUUCCGAAAGAUAUAAUGUUAUUUCUGAGAAUAGCUUUAAUGGUGCAAUAAGUUCAGAGGGACAAGACGAUAUAACUGAGAUUGAAAUAGAAUCUGUAAUGAAGAAAUGUAACAGAUGUAAUAAACAUUUAAUAAGUGCUUUAGAUGAUUUUAAUUCAUCGAAAUAUUUGAAUAACAUGUGUCAUAUGCUGGACCCUAAUACAAAAAAAGAUUCACAAUGCUGGAUUGGAUUUGUGAAAUUUUAUGGAAUAAUAGAGGGAUACAGAAUAGAGAAUAUAAAGUAUCACACGAAAGGAAAUCCAGAAGAUGGUCACAUGCAGUAUAUUCUCCACCAAUAUCUACCUCCACACGACUUCAGAAUAGGACAUUUGGUAUAUUAUUUCUCACAGAAAGAUUCACGAAGAGAAGAUGUCCUAUUAGAGAUUAAGAAGUUUCACAAGAACUGUACUUUCUGUAAUAUCUAUAUAGAUUAGACUUAAGGUUAAUCUGAUUGAAAUAUAAUUAUUUUGUCCUCAUUUCACUUACAAGAAUCUGAUAAUGCUUCGUUGUAUUUUUAGUUUUGAAGAUCUUUUCUUAGAUCAUCAGGUUUUGUUCUAAUGAUUGAACUUUCAAAAAUUUGAAGGCAAAGUUUCAUUGGGUGACAGUGAUCAAUAAAGAAAUUAAAGAAAGUAGAACGAAGCAUUUGCUAUCCAAAUCAUGGAUGAUGGUGAUGAUGAACGAUUUGUGUUUAACCUCCAGUGGCACAUAAUACAUGCAUAUCAGGAAAAGCAGCUGAAUUUUUAAGAUGCUGGUUCACAAAGUUACUGUCUUUGUUAUGAUUCCUAGAUGAUGUGGUGUGAAGCAUGGACACAGGAUCUGUAUUUCAAACAGACUGAUUGGAAGUUGGUCAAUAUCAUAAUCAAUUUUUUUU
Messenger RNA from Mytilus californianus (California mussel), 2874 nucleotides. RefSeq lists its product as uncharacterized. The record is from RefSeq and is a predicted model, not a curated record. The coding region runs from base 236 to 2437 and encodes 733 amino acids. Lineage: Eukaryota; Metazoa; Mollusca; Bivalvia; Mytilida; Mytilidae. The transcript is spliced from 13 exons.